Gamsiella multidivaricata is the source of this 691-nucleotide messenger RNA. Its product is annotated as AAA domain-containing protein. The transcript is spliced from 3 exons. Gene Ontology annotation, molecular function: AMP kinase activity; ATP hydrolysis activity; ATP binding. Gene Ontology annotation, cellular component: cytoplasm; nucleus. Bases 34 to 606 code for a protein of 190 amino acids. The record is from RefSeq and is a predicted model, not a curated record. Lineage: Eukaryota; Fungi; Mortierellomycota; Mortierellomycetes; Mortierellales; Mortierellaceae.
GCUCUUCACGUCCCUCAUUCCACACCAACAGUAAUGGACUCUGACUCCGGCUCCGACUAUGGUGGCGAAGCGCCCAGCUACCCCAGAGACCUACCCAACAUUCUGAUCACUGGAACACCUGGAACGGGCAAGACCACGACUUCAGAAAUGGCUGCUGAGGCUACAGGACUUACACACCUCAACGUCGGGGACCUCGUCAAGGCAAAAUCCCUGCACGAAGGAUUGGAUGCCGAAUUCGACAGUUAUAUCCUGGAUGAGGAUAAGCUUAUUGACGAGAUGGAGGAUAUGAUGAGAUCUGGUGGAAAAAUCGUCGAUUUCCAUACGUGUGACAUCUUCCCUGAGAGGUGGUUUGAUCUUAUCAUUGUCCUGCGUACCGAUAACAGUGUCCUUUAUCCACGUCUCGAGUCUCGUGGAUACAAUCCCAAAAAGAUCAACGAGAACAUGGAGUGCGAGAUCAUGCAGGUCGUUCUCGAGGACGCGCGCGAGUCGUACGCAGAAGAGAUCGUGAUUGAGCUGCAGAGCAACAGCAUCGAGGAAAUGGAGGAAAAUGUAUCAAGGAUCAAGGCCUGGAAGGACCACUGGAUCGUCAACAACAAGAAGGAUUGAACGUCUUUCGCCAGCAAAGCACGAAAGCAAUUGUAACACUAUUUCGAAUAAAGAACAAGACAUCGUAGACAGCAUUGCGACCACC